CGCUCUUUCCCUUUCUCGCUUCGUCUCAUCCGAUUCUUCCUCCUCCCUCUUCCUAUAUAUCCCCCGAUCUGCUCCUCUCCUAUAAAAGGUUCAUCGUCUUUGGAUUUUCGCACAGGUAUCGCUUUCCCGCUUGAAUCCACCCGACUUCGAUCACGCCUCGCUCGAUUGACCCGGGAUCUGCAGCAACGCUUAUACGUUUGAUGUCAAAUUGGGUGAUGUUCGUGGUGAUUCGGCCGGUGACAUAGUUGUGUGGAGCUGAAUUAGUCGUCGAUUCUGUUUGUCACUGGAAAUUUCGUGGAGAAGAAAGAGAGUGUCUUGUUUAUGGAGCAAAUCGUGUUUUUUUGUCCGGUUUGGAUAUAACGAAGCGAUUGUGGGAGUUUUUGGAGCAAGUUAAUGAGAAGGGAUAAUAUAUAUACUCGGAAGGAAACAUCUUGAUUGUUUUUUUAUAAGAGGUACAUGGCCGAACAGGGCCUAGAGGGAAGCCAACCUGUUGACCUCUCCAAACAUCCUUCUGGCAUCGUUCCGACACUUCAUGUUCUUUCUCAUAAUCAGGAACAUUGUUUCAACUGUUAACCUGGACUGCAAGUUGGAUCUUAAAGCAAUAGCUCUACAAGCUCGUAAUGCUGAGUAUAAUCCAAAGCGUUUUGCUGCAGUAAUUAUGCGAAUAAGAGAGCCAAAAACUACUGCAUUGAUAUUUGCAUCUGGAAAGAUGGUAUGUACUGGAGCAAAAAGUGAGCAGCAAUCGAAACUUGCAGCAAGAAAGUAUGCUAGAAUAAUUCAGAAGCUUGGCUUUCCGGCCAAGUUUAAGGAUUUUAAGAUUCAGAAUAUUGUGGGUUCUUGCGAUGUCAAAUUCCCAAUCAGGCUAGAAGGCCUCGCAUAUUCUCAUGGUGCCUUUUGCAGUUAUGAGCCAGAGCUCUUUCCUGGUCUGAUCUACCGAAUGAAGCAACCAAAAAUUGUUCUUCUGAUAUUCGUAUCAGGAAAAAUUGUUAUUACUGGAGCUAAGGUGAGAGAGGAGACAUACUUAGCAUUUGAAAACAUAUAUCCAGUUCUAACAGAGUUCAGGAAAAACCAGCAAUGAGGCCGAUGCUGUCAGAUUGGUGCUAAUGCUAGUGAGCCAAGAAAAACUUUGGUACUUGCUGUUUACAUGUACUAUGUAGUAUUCAAGAUUUGCCUAGCAUGAUGUAAACUUGAAAUUCUAAGAGUAAGCAGCUUGUUCCAACUAUGAUAUAAGAAGAUUUUGCCUCGUAUGUUUUUAUUUGCUA
Zingiber officinale is the source of this 1262-nucleotide messenger RNA. Its product is annotated as TATA-box-binding protein-like. Gene Ontology annotation, biological process: DNA-templated transcription initiation. The record is from RefSeq and is a predicted model, not a curated record. Gene Ontology annotation, molecular function: RNA polymerase II general transcription initiation factor activity; DNA binding. Lineage: Eukaryota; Viridiplantae; Streptophyta; Magnoliopsida; Zingiberales; Zingiberaceae. Bases 533 to 1078 code for a protein of 181 amino acids. The transcript is spliced from 10 exons.